AUGUCGGACAAAAAGCGCUUGCUAAAUGACCUCAGAGUUAUAGACUUACGGGCAGAAUUGGAGAAGCGCAACCUAGAUAAAAGCGGUGUUCGCGGUGUGCUCAUACAGCGUUUAUCGAAGCAUUUAGAAGAAGAAGGGCACGAUCCUGCUACUUUCAAAUUCGAAUUGGCUACCGUAGAGGCGAAAACCCCGGCUAAAAGAACCAGACGAUCGGAGAGUACUGUUGAACAGGAAGCUGAAGAUACUCCAGCCAUGGAGGAUAUGAUCGUGCAAGAUGACGCUGGAGAGGAAGAAGAAACAGAGCAAGGAGAUGUAAAACCCGACGUAUCCAAUUCUCAAGCUGAAGACACCAUGGAGGUCGAGGAACCUGAAAAAUUAAAUAGGAAAAGGGAAUUAAAGGAAGAACCAGAGGCAACAGAGGCUAAAAAGCCUUGCCUCGACAAAGAUACAACUAAUGAGGAAGAUCACAAACUAGAGAACAACACUGAUGCUGAAGACAGCAUUAACUUGGAUAUUGGUGAUGAUGAAUUGCUCAAUGAAGAGACUGAAAACAACACUAAACCAUCUAAAAAAGAUGAAGCUGCGGAGGAGGAGGAGGAGGACGCAGCCGAGCCAUCGAGCGACAAGUCUGCGCCCGCCGACUCUGCAGCGAACGGCGACGACGAGCCUGCCGACGAUCAACAUCAAGUAAACUCCGAAGCCCCCGCCACUAGCAAUGAGGAUGAGAAGCAUGAGAAGGAGAUAAAAGAAGAAAAAGACAAAGAAGCAGAUGGCGAAAAGAAAGAGAAAAAAGAGGAGAAUAAAGAAGGAGGUGCUAGAAACUUGUGGGUCAGUGGCUUGUCUGGUGACACACGUGCUAAGGACUUGAAGCAACUCUGCAGCAAGCAUGGGAAGGUGAUUGGAGCCAAAGUGGUAACCAAUGCUAGGACUCCUGGAUCUCGUUGUUAUGGCUAUGUUACGAUGGCAAGUGCUCAAGACGCUGAGAAUUGUAUUAAAAACUUGCAUAGAACAGAAUUACACGGGCGUAUGAUUUCUGUUGAGAAGGCUAAGUCAGAAUCGGAAUCGGCUUCACGCCGCCAACCAUCCGCACGUUCGGAACGACGUCCUAGCAAAGAACGUAAAGAAGAACCUAAAGAAAAUGAGGAUAACAAAGAAGGUAUCGAAAAGACAGUGAAGAAAGAGAGUGAAAUGUCGGGAGCAGAAAGUACUCGGUCCACUUCACGAACACGCGAAAAGUCACAUCGUUCCGAUAAGGAUCGUACGAAGCGAAGCACAAGGAGCCGAGAGCGUCGGCGAUCGCCUCGGGAGGUUUUGUCUUUUUCCAAAAUUUGGAAGGAGCGCGACGUGGCACGUGCACGGGAGCGGUCGCGUGCGGCGCGCGAGGAGGAGCGCCGGCGUCGCGCUGCCGAGGACGCGUUACGCGAGCGGGAGCGACGACAGAGACAGGAGAAACAUCGACUCGCACUCGAGAGGGAGAAGCUGAGGGCUGAAAGAGAAAAAAUUGAACGCGAAAAGAACGAGCUGCUUCGUUUGGAACGCGAGCGUCAUAGACUGGAGCGAGAGAAACUCGAAUUGGAAAGACUGGAACUGAAACGUGCUCAACUAAGACUGGAAGAAGAGCGUCGUAAGCGCGGAUACGAGGGUAGUACAUAUCGCAAGGCAGGCAGUCCGCCGCCCGAGCCUGCGUACGAGCGAGACACCAGGCAUAAGCGACCGCCGCCGCCACCCAUAAAUAAAUAUCACCAGUCGUCCAGCCGAGGACAGUUUGAAGCACCGCCUCCACCUCGGUUCGAGAUGACCGCGAGCUACGAGCGAGGAGCUGACAAGCGGGAUCGCGAACGUGACUACAAACGAGAUUAUCCUCGUCAUGUUUCAUCUGGUAACAUGAAAUACUCGAGCAAUGGCGGUGCCAGUGAAGACUCCCGGCAACCAAUGCCACCAGGAACCAGGCCUAAAGAGCCCAGUCGCUCAUACGAGUCUCGGGACAACCGUUCGUACCGGCCGUCGCCGCCCGGAAAACCAGAACCACGUAGCUGGAACGCGUCCAGUCGUUACCCUGAUGCUGCACCGCCUUCCAAAGGUAGUAACGGUAGUGGUGGAGGCGGUGAAGCUUGGUCGAGCGGCGAGGCACGUUACGGCAGUUACGAAGCUCGGUACGCGCCGCAGUAUCAGCCGCCGCCGCCGGGCGCGCCCUACCCCGAUCGCUAUGCGCCGCCGCCCCGCGACUACCCGCGCAAAUACUAG
Molecule: messenger RNA, 2244 nt
Organism: Spodoptera littoralis (African cotton leafworm)
Lineage: Eukaryota; Metazoa; Arthropoda; Insecta; Lepidoptera; Noctuidae
Source: the annotation of a GenBank genome assembly